AUGCAGAUAAAUUAGACAUUGCAUAACUAACAAUAGUCUCAAAAUUCAAACGGUUAGAAGCAGUCGAGGUAUCUAAAUAAUAAUGCAGGAGGGCACUAUCACAAAGAUUCUUUGUUGAAAAAUUACAAUAAUACUAUUAAUAACAACAACUAUAACCCAGGAGGAGGGAAUAUUAACAAUUAAUAGCAGUAGCAGCAAUCCUCAUUAAGCAAAUCAACUCUAUAAACUUUAGAAAAAUUGAGAAAUAGUUCACCUAAUGGGUCUGCAAAUAACACAAAUAAAUCAGGUGGCGCUAAUGGGAGCACAACAAAUAAGAAAUAUUCAUUGUCACAAACUAUGCAAUAGAUUUAGCAACAGUAACAGAAUAAGAGGAAUCAGCAUCAAGCAGUUCAACAGUAGUUAUAUCAUUAGCAUCAACAUCAUCUUAAUUAAAAUUUACAGGCAAAUACAUAACUAAGUUCUUCCUCUUAAUUGCAAAUUAGCAACCUUUAGCAUUCUGAAAAUGCUUAAAUGAAUGUUUCGAUAGAUAACCUUUCUACUCUGAGAUCAAGUGAAGUCAACGAAAGAGAGAAAAAUUUACUUGAAAAGAUAAAGUAUUAUAAAAAGGAGAAUUCAAAGUUGAUAACUUUGAUGCGCGAAAGUGAGAAUAGUAUUAUAGAGCGAAUCUCUAAAUAAAAGAAAGAAACAGAGUAAAUUUUAAAGAUUCUUAAUAAACUAUGGCCUCUGAUGGUCAGAUUGAUGCAAAUGGAUUAUAAGUCUAUAGAUUAAACUACAAGAGAGGUAUUGAUAACUUUAGGUGAGAUGCUAGGGAAAGAUGUUAAUUAGAUUUAGACAAGCAUCAAUGAAGGGUCGAAGUAAUUUACAGAUAGUGCGAAUGAAAACAAGAUACUUACUAGAGAGAUUGAAUUCUUGAAAAAGGAGAUUUUUAAGCAAAAAAUAGAAGUAGAGAGAAACCGAAGACUGGGGAAUUUUCAUUUAAUAAAAAGUGAGUUUGUAAUGAAGGAGAUGAUGAAGUUAGUUGAAUAUCAAGAGAAAUAGACUGAGACAUAUCAGUAUCAAGUUUUUUGUGUAAUGGAUGAUAAUGAAGAGAUAAACAGCAUAUCAAAACUUUAGUUUUUAGAAGAUUAAGUGACAGAAUUUCUAGGAUUCGAUGACAUUGAUUACUCUUCGAAGGUCAGCUAAAUUCUGGAUAAAAUGUCAUUGCUUGAAAAAGAGUACAUUUAACAAAUAGAAUUAGACAUUUCUACCAAAGUAUUGUCAUUGACUAGAGAUAUUUCUUCGAUUGGCUAAAGUCCCACAUAAAAGCAAGAAUUAUUUGAUACAGAAAUCACUCUUUCAAACAGUGGGAACAACUAUCUGAUUAAAAAUAAAAAUGCUACUUAGCAAUAAAGAAAACCUUCAAAUGAUCAGUUUAUUAAUAUUGCACAAUUUAAUCCUAAUGAAUAAGUAAUACCUCAAUUUUCCUUACUUAAAUAAUCCCAGCUAUCUCAAAUGACAAGAAAGGAUCAGCCAAAGUAUGUGAAUAAUAGUAUUCUUGGUAAAAGUGCUCCAAAUCUUAAUAUGUCCGUAUCGAAUCCAACUGGAACUGAUAAUAUAUCACUUCCAGAUAUUUCUUCAACAGAAAUAGCUCCUAAUAAAAUGAGUGCCCCGAAUAAGAUCAUUAAUUUCAACCACGCAAGAGGGCUUCAUGCUUAUUAAAAGCAAUUAGGUCGAGAAUAGAAUGUUUUACAUACUCAGGGCUACAUUGAAGAGUUAGGUGGCUCUCCAUUGGACAUGAAUGGCAUUAUAAUAAAUGAUGGAAACUAAUUGAAGCUAGGAGCUCAAAUAUCUUUGAAGAAUAAUAUGAAUGUUUUAAGGAACAGAUCAACAAGUCCAACCAUAAUCCCCAAGAAAAAUCUAGUGAGAAAAGACUUUGUAUGA
Molecule: messenger RNA, 1920 nt
Organism: Stylonychia lemnae
Lineage: Eukaryota; Ciliophora; Spirotrichea; Sporadotrichida; Oxytrichidae
Source: the annotation of a GenBank genome assembly